CUCAGCAGUUGGAGCACUUACUGACAUAACUAAGACUAUUUUGGUGUCACUCAGCUCUUUAUUUUUUGACCUUUCAGCAAAUUUCUUUAUACGUGACUUUCAAUCUGUUUCUUGUUAAACACAGACCACCAGAUUCAAGUAAUGAACUGCUGACAGGGCACUAACCAUUAAAUCCUUUUUUUAAAGAGUGCAACAAUAAAGCUGAGCUUCCUUUGUUGCUGCCAGGUGCUCUCAGAGACAAACAGCCCGCAGAUGUAGCUGGUCUGAGCUCCGUGAGCUGUAAAAAGUAUUGCCAGCAGAAUAAAAUCAAACAAAAACAGUUUAUUGUCUUCAGCACAAGCUACAUGUAAUGUGGUUCAGCAUAAGUUACUAAGCUGACCUGCUGUAAAGAGACACUGAAAACUCUGUGUCCACAUAUCUGUCUCAGUCAGCGGCUUCUCUUUCUGUUAUUUAACCUGAGGAGGUUUAAAACAGAAGUUUUGUUUUCAGCACACCUGGCAGCAACAGAAGGAGCAGCACCUGACCCACAUAACAUGUAAAUUACUCUUUUUUUUUUUUCUUUUUUCUUUUUGCUAAUGCUUCGGGGUACUGUUCAUAUUUUAGAUCAGGAUCCAUUCUCAGAAAACCAAAAUGUUGUUCCAGUGAGUCUCAAGCUUUGUUCCAUUUAUUUGAGAGAAAAAAAUAAAAGCUUGUUGAUCAGUGUAAUCGGUCAAUCAGGAGGAGGAGAGAAGCAAUGGGCUGUAGUUUUUUUAGAAACCUCUCUGUGUGAUGAUUUUAAUCACGGCAUGAUGACAUUGCUAUGUCAGCCUUUCCUUUCUGGAACUUCUCAUUUCAGCCACACUCAUUUCUUUAACUCUGUACAGGAAACUUGUUUCAUGUCAGUACAAUCAGCUCUGCUGCUGCUCGGUGGUUUCCAUCCUCCUGUCCCAAAUGGCUUCUUUCAAAUUCUUCCUCUUUUUGUCUCUAAUCUCAGAGUUAACAGCUCUUCAGCAGGAUGUUCAGGUGAAGCUUGGAGAGGACGUCACUCUCCAGUGUCAGAUUUCCACAGAAGAAAUAAUCUCAGUGCUGAAGUGGAGCAGAGCUGACCUGAACACAGACGGCUACGUCUACUUCUACAGGAACAAACGCUCCUAUGAAAACUACCAACAUCCAUCUUUUCAUGGCCGAGUGAAGCUGAAGGACCCGGAGAUGAAGGAUGGAGACGUUUCUCUGAUCCUGAAGAAGGUCACGUUUAAUGACACUGGGAUGUAUGAGUGUCACGUAGCAGUGAGGAACCCUGGGAGAAGUAAAAGAGUUCACACUGAGAUCAGUCACUUCAUCAACCUCACAGUCACAGGUGAAACACAUGAAAGCGUGUCAGAGAAACGAGUCUUGGAAAGAGGAGACGCAGAUGAAAAUAUGGAUGAUACUGAAAGGGUCGGCGCUCCAUCUCUUCAGGUUGUUGUUCCUGUUGUUGUUGUUGCUCUUUUUGCCGUUGGUUUUGUGACACACCAACAAACUUGUCAACAUAAGAAGCAACGUCCAGUCAAGCUUCCUACUGAGGACUCAGAUGAAGGACUAUGAAGCUGCAGAAAUGUAUAAACUUGCUUGAUGAAAACUAAAGCACUGACAUUAACUCCUUUUAUAAAAUGUAUGUAUAUACAGAUCUUAAUAAAUUUGUUAGACCACAUCAUAAAAACAGAAACCACACACAGCAUUUUAAUACGAACUCUUUGUUUUCAGUGAAUUUUAAAAAAUACUCUUCAGAGUAAAUUUACAUUUUAAACUCAAACCUAAACCUGCACACUGUAAUUAUAUCAUAUAAAUAAUAAUAAUAAUUAUGUUCGCAUGAAAACAAUUUCUCAACAAAGAGGUUUCUGCUGGACAGAAACAUACAAUAAAUUAUUUUAGUAAUCAAACUGCAGCACUUCACAUUAAACUCCAUCUUUCACAGCAGUGUCAGUUUUAUUAAUUGUUAAGAGAUUUUCAAAUGUUUUAAGUAUUACUCCCACUUCCAUUUGUACGUUAUUGAAAGUUUAUCUUUAAUUUCAGUGUUAAUAGUUGUUUACCCAUUUAUUCUUUCCAUUUAAUCGUAUUUUAUGAUUUUACUGUUUCACCAGAAGUGAAGCUGAAGUAAAGACAAAAGCAUAGUGUUCUCAGAUAUGAUUUACCCAGUACAUCUCCUCUGCACCUGGCUCUCUACGAGCCGUUUCACUCCCAGGAAGGGGAGAGCAGGACGUUCUUAUCUACACUCCCAAAUACCAAGAGGGGCCCAUUCUUCAGAAUCACACACACAGACAGACACACACACACACACACACACACACACACACACAGAAAGCGGCAUAUAUGUGAUAUUUAGUGAUUAUCUACAGAACACACACACCCAGCUAAACUGGAACAAACCUGUUUCUCAGAGACAAAUCUUUGUCUCCUCCUUAAACAGUUGAAGCCACUAUGUGACUAUAAAUAAAAUCUCUGCCUGCGCUUGGGGUGGGAUCUCCUCGAGAUCUCACCCAGCGUGCGCACGUUGUUACCAUCCAAACUGUUUUGAGUGUCUUUAUUUCGCCUGAAGAAUGUCUUGUUCAAAUAUUUACUCUUUACAUUUAUUUGGUCCUUCGAGCCGGAUUUGGACAUUGAAUUUUAACUAAUCUUGUGCUCCAACAGAGUGACCUCGUCGUUUCCUGGAUUCGUGGACCCACGCUGCAAAGUCUGUCGCGACAGCCUGUUUCUAGUGAAACAGUAAAGACCAACUACGUGAAUUCGCCGUUGGCCAGCGUUUUUAGCAAGAGGUCCACGAUCCCAGGGAGCGAGGAGGAUUCUCUCUGACCGGCAUU
Molecule: messenger RNA, 2816 nt
Organism: Oreochromis aureus
Lineage: Eukaryota; Metazoa; Chordata; Actinopteri; Cichliformes; Cichlidae
Product: myelin-oligodendrocyte glycoprotein-like
Exons: 3
Coding region: 931-1563 (210 amino acids)
Source: RefSeq, a predicted model, not a curated record